CAGCCUGGAAUUUCGACGUUGUCCUCUCUUCCCUCGCUCGAAGUGACGCAGGGUUGCGUUGCUGUCGGUUGUCGGCGACGCGUUCCCUUCGUUCUAAAGCCCUAAACCCGUCGUCGUCGUUGGUGCCCGGUAACUAAAGCCAGAAGAACAUGGUGAGACUCACGGUCGAUUUAAUCUGGAAAAGCCCUCAUUUCUUCAAUGCCAUUAAGGAGCGAGAACUGGACCUUCGAGGAAACAAGAUAGCAGUGAUAGAAAACCUCGGUGCCACCGAGGAUCAAUUUGAUGCCAUUGAUUUGUCUGAUAAUGAGAUUGUGAAGUUGGAAAAUAUGCCAUAUCUUAAUCGAUUGGGCACAUUGCUUAUCAAUAAUAAUAGGAUCACUCGCAUCAAUCCAAAUAUUGGAGAAUUCUUGCCAAAAUUACACACAUUAGUUCUUACAAACAACAGACUUGUGAACUUGGUAGAAAUUGACCCGUUGGCAUCCCUUCCAAAACUUCAGUUUCUUAGUUUAUUGGAUAACAAUAUUACGAAGAAGCCAAACUAUAGAUUGUAUGUCAUUCACAAGUUGAAGUCACUCCGGGUGCUUGAUUUCAAGAAAGUCAGAAACAAGGAGAGAUUGGAGGCCAGGAGUUUAUUUUCAUCAAAAGAAGUAGAAGAAGAGGCAAAAAACGAAUCUGUGAAGACGUUUGUUCCUGGUGAGGUAGAGAAUGCAUCAAAACCUGCAGAGGAGAAACAAACUUCAAAUGUGUCCGCUCCAACACCGGAGCAAAUUAUAGCUAUUAAGAUUCUUUUAAAAUAUGUAAGAUUCUAUUGGCAUUGUUAUCAGGAACUGAAAUGGUUUAUGUUGUAUGUACGACACUUAUGAUGGCUUUGAAAUUUUCUUUUCC
This is a messenger RNA of Momordica charantia (bitter melon), 885 nucleotides long. The record is from RefSeq and is a predicted model, not a curated record. Lineage: Eukaryota; Viridiplantae; Streptophyta; Magnoliopsida; Cucurbitales; Cucurbitaceae.